AUGAAUGAAACUGGUGAUCGUUUGCUAAUAAUUCAGAACCUUGUUUCUCAAUGUCGGUUCCAGAAAACAACACAAUCUCGUUCGUGCACACAUUCCGAUGUGAGGCCUCGAAAGUCCGUCACAUGAUGCCGAAGCAGUUCGUCACUUGCCACGAGUAUCAGUUGAUCAACUGGCAAGUGGCCUAACUUCCCCCAGCCGUAUAUUUCUAGGCCAUUGCAGGCACGUUCAGAUCGCCGAGAACGGCGGCAUUCCCUCGUUCAUCCAGAGCAUUCUGGGCACCGCUCGCCAGCGGCCCGUCCAUCAGAUCACUCUCUAUCCGGCCGGACAACGUGAGUGCCAUCCGCCCGUUCGGAAAGUCGAUUUCACGCUCAAGACCUUUUUGAAUGGAGUCGGUGAGUACCACAACUAGCCAACGCCCAUUCGCUCUUUGGCUCCAGACCUGCUCCCCGCUCUUUUCUACUCCCAUCCGGCCGGAUAUCCGUCUCGAAUGAACGCCUUCAAUUCCGGGUACUGUACUCCUGAGAACGGAGAAAUCAACGAGCGAUUCGUGGCGCACAUGGAGAGCCGGAGCGGCAGAGUCGAGUUCGAGGUGCAAACUCUGAUUGUGUUCGAUGUUCAAGACUUUUUGAGCGUAAAGUACUUGAAUCAGGUGACUGCGAAGGCGAUGCCCACUGAGCUCAACUUUCGGUUCAACCUUCUGACCAAUCAGUGAGUCUCCGAUGCUCCAGAAUCGCAAUCCGAUUGUCAGAAGCACUCACAACUUCACGCUGCUCACCGCCGCCGGUCUCUGUUUUCCGUGCAACAAGGAGGCGCUCUACGUGGCUUCUCCUUUCUUCCGCAAACAUUUGACGCCCGAAAUGAGCACUUUUCAGUUGGAAGUCGAACUUUUGGAAGCUGUGGAAGUGGUGAUCAAGCCCAACUUUUCAUUUCGACUUUCCGAAUUUCAGAUAAUCACCUGGCUCCUAAGCGAAACCUAUCAUCCACCGGUUCAAAUGAGUCCCCAACUGGCCGGAGAAAUCAUGAAAUUAGCGGAACGACUUCUGCCGCGUUCUCCGCUCAAAAAACACUUGUCCGGCUCGAUUGAACGCCACUGUUUCGAGGAGGUGGGCAAGAAUCGCGAGGAUGUGAAGCACGCAAAGCAAAUGCUCCUCGUCGCCCAUACUCAUCAUCUGGCGAGUCUUCUGGAGGCGUGCCACGCCACCAUCAUCACCUAUCAUUAUCUGGAUUUCAUUCGCGACAUGGAUCAGAAUGUGAGAAACCUCAUUAAUCGUGCCGCAUGUUUUUUUCUUCAGACGGAUCCCGAGUUCACUCAAAUCUCAGCCAUCUCUCGUUCCAGUCCGUUGGUUGGACGAAAACUUGCAAAGCCCUCGAAUAGAAUUCAUCCUGUUUCAGAGUCGUCUCAUUGAGAACUAUCAGAAAAGUCUGCGCGUUCAGAGCUAUGCGAGAAAGGUGUCGCCCACGCACAAUUGAACUCUUCUCUUUUAGAAUAAAGAUCGCGUGGAAAACCACGUCCAUUUUCAUUCACUUUUAUACGUUCAAUUACUUCUCAACGUUUCACAUCAAACAAUCCAAAAACUUGCACAAUAUGAACGAAUCGGGUAGGCAAAGUUCCAGAACUGUUCACAUCGAAAAUAGACGCGCAGACCGGGAUACUGUAUCAUUCGUGCACACAUUCCGCAUUCCCGCGACCGAAAUCCGUCACAUGAUGCCGAAGCAGUUCGUCACUUGCCACGAGUAUCAGUUGAUCAACUGGCAAGUGGGCCUAACUUCCCCCCAGCCGUAUAUUUUUAGGCCAUCCCUCUUUGCAGGCACAUUCAGUUCACCGAAUCCGGCAGCCGUCGCCCCUUCCCCGGCAUUUCCGCGGAUCCAGACUCGAUCACCUACGUGAUCGCGAUCUAUCCGGCCGGACAGAGAGAAUCGUACCCGCCGGUGCACAAAAUACACUUUAGAUUGAAGAUUAUCGCGAAGGGGAACGAGAUGAUCCAUCCGAAAGUCUGCUUCACUCAUCCCGGAGGACUUCCGCCUCGGAACAUCUUCAACGCGGGUUACUGUAGCCCCGAAACUGGCGCAUUCCCCGUGGCAAUCUCCAGAUGUCUAGACUCGAACCGUCCGGAACGAAUCACUUUCGAAGUGCAAACUCGAAUUGUGUUCGAUGUCGACGACUUUUUGGACAUGAAAUACCUAAAUCGAAGUGUGGCGGCGGUGAUGCCGGUGCAAAACAACUUUCGGUUCAACCUUCUGACCAAUCAGUGAGUCUCCGAUGCUCCAGAAUCGCAAUCCGAUUGUCAGAAGCACUCACAACUUCACGCUGCUCACCGCCGCCGGCCUCUGUUUUCCGUGUAACAAGGAGGCGCUCUACGUGGCUUCUCCCUUCUUCCGCAAACAUUUGACGCCCGAAAUGAACUUUUUUCGAUUGGACGUCGAGCAUUUGGAGACUAUCGAUGUGGUCAGAAACGUCGAAUACUUCUUCUUCUUCUUCUUCUUCUUCUUUAUCUACUUUCAGAUCAUCACGUGGCUCCUCACCGAAACCUAUCAUCCGCCCGACAAAAUGACGCCCGAGUUGGCCGAGGAAAUUGUGAAAAUGUUCGAGCGAAUUGUGCCACGUAUUCCCCAUCAGAGACACUUGUUGGGCUCGAUUGAGAGACACUGUUUCGACGAAUUGAUCGAGGUGAGCACUUUAGAGUCACAUGCAUACGUAUAGCAGAAAGUUUGGAGAACCGCGAAGAUGUGCAAUACGUGAAACACGUAAUGCUCAUCGCCAACAACAACCGACUCGGGAGCCUUCUGGAAGCCUGCCACGCCGUGCUCAUCUCGUAUCACUUUUUCGAUUUUAUGAGGGACAUGAAGAUGAGUGUGAGUCAAUGUCAACCGGGAAAUCAUUUACUGAGUGCCAUUUUCUACAUAUUCAGCCGGACCCCGCACUCACUCGUCCGCUGGGCGUCAUCCGUUCGAGUGCAAUGACCUAUCUGACCGAGAACUACAAAAAGAGCCUAUUCGUGACGAGAUUUGUGAAAAAGAGCCUUUAUUGA
Messenger RNA from Caenorhabditis sp. 36 PRJEB53466, 3029 nucleotides. The record is from the annotation of a GenBank genome assembly. Lineage: Eukaryota; Metazoa; Nematoda; Chromadorea; Rhabditida; Rhabditidae.